AUGGAUGAAAAUAUACCAACUGCCAAUGCCACAGCCGAGAAGACCACUCUCGACACAGACCAAGCGCCUGCCAAAGAGCGCAAAACCAGAACGCUCUUCGUGCGAUCUCUACCCUCGACGGCAACAACAGAAUCAUUGACGGAAUAUUUUUCACAAUCCUACCCGCUAAAGCAUGCCACCGUUGUGCUUGAUCCGCAAACAAAACAAUCCAAGGGCUAUGGGUUCGUUACUUUUACAGACCAUGAAGAUGCUCAAUCGGCGGCCAAGGAAUUGAACAAUUCAGUGUUUGAAGGAAAGAAAAUAAAAAUUGAGUUCGCUGAGCCCCGUCAUCGGGAGAUAGAUGAAAAGGAAGGGAAGAGCGUGCCAUCUUCGGUGCCAUCAAAAGCAAAGGAGCUCAAAGAGAAACGAAGACUAGAGUCACUGCCUCCAAAACUUAUAAUACGAAAUUUACCGUGGAGUGUCACCGAGCCAGAGCAUUUGGAACAGCUAUUUAGGAGUUAUGGGAAGAUUAAACAUGCUAUUGUGCCGAGGAAAGGGUCGCGAGUAGCCGGCUUCGGAUUCGUGGUUAUGAGAGGGAGAAAAAAUGCGGAGCGGGCAAUUGAAGGUGUCAAUGGUAAGGAAGUUGAUGGACGGACUUUAGCUGUCGACUGGGCGGUUGACAAGAAUGAGUGGGAUAGUAUGAACAAUGCUGCGGAAGAGGCAGCUAGUAAUGAAGUGGCGGGAGAAAGUGAAGAGGCGGAUGAAAAAGAACAUCUUGAUGUUGUCGACGAUGGAGAGGACGAGGACGAGGAAGAUGGAGGAGUUGAACUCGGUGAUGAAGAUGAUGAAGACGACAUCUCCAUGGGUGAAGCUGAAGAUGAUGAUUUAGAAGAGGAAGAAGAAGAAGAAGAUAAAGAGGAUGAACGGAAUGCAUCGACAAUAUUUAUCCGCAACUUGCCUUUCUCUGCUACGGAUGAUACUCUUUACGAACACUUCUCCAAGUUUGGUUCUCUUCGUUACGCCAGGGUUGUACUUGACCCAGCAACCGAACGGCCAAAGGGUACGGCAUUCGUCUGUUUCUACAGAGUUGAAGACGCUGCAGCCUGCAUUCGUGGAGCACCCAGAGAGACAGACUCAGCUCGAAGCAAAGACCCUAGACAGAAAGCUGCUACGAGACAAAUGCACUCUGUACUUGAAGACGAGAAUAACGAUCCCACCGGGAGAUAUACGAUGGAUGGUCGUGUACUACAGGUGUCGCAAGCAGUGAGCCGAACAGAGGCCGGGAGGCUUGAGGAGGAAGGGAGCUCACGACGUGAAGCUCGAGACCACGACAAACGUCGACUAUUCCUACUUUCAGAGGGAACGAUUCCAUCCAACUCUCCAGCAUACGCUAAACUCUCUGAAACGGAGAGGAAGAUGAGAGAAGCCAGCGCUAAACAGCGACAAAAGCUUAUCAAGUCUAAUCCCAUGCUGCAUGUCAGUCUUACUCGACUAUCUGUCCGUAACUUACCACGGCAUAUCGACUCCAAGGCACUGAAAGCACUCGCACGUGAGGCCGUUGUUGGGUUUGCAAAGGACGUCAAGAAUGGACUUCGUAAACCAAUAUCAUGGGAGGAAUCUCGCCGAAGCGCCGCGUUGAUGAAGGAGGCUGAUCAUCUUCGAAAAAGCCAGAAGAAAGGAAUCGUCAAGCAGGCAAAAGUCGUUUUCGAAGGCAAGGAUGGCUCCAAGAUGAACGACAAGGCUGGAGCUGGCAGGAGUAGAGGCUAUGGCUUCAUCGAAUACGCCACGCACAGAAACAGUCUGAUGGGCCUUCGGUGGCUCAAUGGCCAUGCGAUUGAAUCACCGAAUGCUGACCCUGCAGAUAGAAAGAAGCGGCUCAUUGUCGAGUUUGCCCUUGAGAAUGCACAGGUUGUGAACAGGAGGCGAGAACGAGAAAUGAAUAUUCGAAAGGCUGCCCAGGCCAACGCUGAGGAUGGGCCCCAGCGUGGCGUCAAACGUAGCUUGGAUGAUAAGGGCGAGAAAGAGGCCAAGAGACCAAGGGGAGGGAAGGGACAUAGAAAGAGUCUCAAGAUGACCAACGGCAAAGGAGGAACAAAACCAGACGAGAAAUCCUCGGAUAAGGCCUCCUCUGCGGAGAAAGGGGCCAAGGAGGACAAGAACAAUGACAUUGCUAAGAGGAAUAGGAUCAUUGCCAAAAAGCGGAUGCUAAGGAAGAAUAGAAAAUGA
Molecule: messenger RNA, 2205 nt
Organism: Microsporum canis CBS 113480
Lineage: Eukaryota; Fungi; Ascomycota; Eurotiomycetes; Onygenales; Arthrodermataceae
Product: nucleolar protein 4
Exons: 1
Coding region: 1-2205 (734 amino acids)
Molecular function (GO): RNA binding
Source: RefSeq, a predicted model, not a curated record